CUGUGCGUCUCCGUCCGCCAUCACUGUUGUACCGGGUAUCACGUUAUUUUGUUGUUGUUGUUGUUGUUAGGGGUUUUUUUUGUUCUUUUUUGGCAACCGGACUCAUUCUUAUUCCUAUUAUUUCACUGAAUUUGUUUUAGCGAGCGUAUCAGCGUCAGAGCGUCAGCGCCGUAAAAAGUGCGUUUGCGUUUCCGUUGCGCGUCGCGCGCCGUGAUUUCUGCACAGCCGCCGCGCCCGAAAUUCAGCGUUUCUCUCUGACUUUUCAUCCGUGCGGCGAAUUUAAAAGGAAGAGGAGGGAACUGAAAGAGGUGUCCGGAGAAAAGGGAUGGAGAUCGAGCGCUGAUAACGGAUGAAGUCUGGAAACGUGAGACAGAUUUGUUUUUUUUUUUGUAAUCGGCUCAAAGCAGAAAGUUGUGGCUCGGUGUUCGGCUCACUGAACGGACCCGGACUUACCUCGCCGCUUUUUACCGUUUGAGACAAAGUAUAACAUAAAACGUCAGGGAACAGGAAAAAACUGGCUCGGAUAAAUUCCCAUAAAUCCCUUAAUCUUCACCCGGAGAUCGUAUAUCAAGUGGUACUUUAGUUUUAAAAUGUUCGGUUCCCCUCAGGCCGUCCCGAAAUAAGCUUCUUUCGCUUCCGGUAUCAUCCGAAGAUACCGAGCCGCUCGCGCUCCCUCUCUUACGCUUUUUUUUUUUUUUGGAAACUUUUUUGUCUGAAGGAGAAAAAUGGGUCUUUGAGACUGUUGGCACUUUUCCCCGCUUCACAAUGGCUACCGAAUCAUUUCUGGUGAAUGAAGACCCGUCCAGAGGUCCUGGGAUGCCGGAAUGCUUUGUUGUGUCUGAUUCCUACCGGGAUGAGUUCCAUCCGUUUAUCGAGGCGCUGCUGCCGCAUGUGCGUGCCUUCUCCUACACCUGGUUCAACCUGCAGGCGCGCAAGCGCAAGUACUUCAAGAAGCACGAGAAGCGUAUGUCGAAGGAUGAGGAGAGGGCAGUGAAGGACGAGCUGUUGGGCGAGAAACCUGAAAUCAAGCAGAAGUGGGCAUCGCGUCUGCUGGCCAAGCUGCGCAAGGACAUCCGGCCCGAGUUCCGUGAGGACUUUGUGCUCACCGUUACGGGCAAGAAGGCUCCAUGCUGCGUGCUCUCCAACCCUGACCAGAAAGGCAAAAUCCGCCGCAUCGACUGCCUCCGUCAGGCCGAUAAGGUGUGGAGGCUCGACCUGGUGAUGGUCAUCCUGUUCAAGGGCAGCCCGCUGGAGAGCACGGACGGCGAGAGGCUCGUCAAAUCGCCCCAGUGCACCAACCACGGUCUGUGUGUCCAACCACAUCACAUCGGAGUCUCUGUUAAAGAGCUCGACCUCUACCUGGCCUACUUCGUCCACACACCAGAAUCUGGACAAUCAGAGAACUCCAACCAGCAAGGAGAAGCAGACGUCAAGCCACCACCCAAUGGACACUUGAGUUUCCAGGACUGCUUUGUGACUUCAGGAGUGUGGAACGUGGCCGAGCUGGUCCGCGUGUCACAGACUCCAGUUGCCACGGCUACCGGGCCCAACUUCUCCCUGGCCGACCUGGACAGUCCUGGAUAUUACAACAUCAACCUGGGUCGCCGGUCCAUCACGUCCACCCCAUCGACCAGCUCAAACAAGCGCAAGUCCAUUGAUGACAGUGAAAUGGAGAGCCCAGUGGAUGAUGUGUUCUACUCGGGCCGUUCCCCUGCACCCGGAGGCUCACAGCCCAGUGGUUGGCCUAAUGAUGUAGAUGCAGUGCAGCACCAUUUGGCCAGUAUGCAGGAGAGGAAGAUUAAACAUGAGAGCGAUGGCGUGCAGUUUCCUUACCAUGGACUCUCGUCGCCUGGUUCUCUUAAGAAGCCUGGGAAAUUCGAUUUCAGCGCUCUGUCCGGCCAGACGAGGUCUGCCCGCAUGCCGUUCACCCACCACCCACUGCCCAUGCUGGCAGGAGUGAGACCAGGGAGCCCCCGUGCCUCAGCCUCAUCUCUGCACUUUCCCUCUCCCUCCAUCAUCCAGCAGUCGAGCCCUUACUUCACUCACCCCACCAUCCGCUACCACCACCACCCGGGGCAGGACCCACUCAAAGAGUUUGUGCAGUUUGUGUGUGCUGAUGGACCGGGCCAAGCUGGAGGUCAGCAUACUCCACGCCAGGCUCCACAACUCCCAACAGGUUUGUCAGCAUCGGAUCACGGGACAACAACUUUCUAAAUAUCCCCCAGCAGACACAAUCUUGGUUCCUCUGACAAAAUCUGCCUGCCAAAAAGAAAUUAAAAUCCCAUCUCUACAAUCUGGAAUCUUGAAUCAGGACACACAAAAAAUCCACCUAAAAUUGCCCUCGUGCCCUAUUGGCCCAAUAGUACAACAAAGAAAACCAGCAAAUCUUCUUAUCAUUUGGAAACAUUCUGAUCCUGUCGACUCACGGCAAUGACCCCUCCCCCUUUUUUAACAAGAGGAUUGUGUGACAUUUUGAAGGAGGACAUGGAGUCUCACAAAAGCCACAGAAAGACAACAACAAAAAGCAGAAACACAAAAGAACAACCCGAAGAGGAAGAAAAAAAAACAAGAAUCUGUUACUCGAUAUUGAUCUGAUAUUGUGCAAUGGCUGGGGACAUCAACAAUGGUGAGGUUUUAAUAAUAAUAAUAAUAAUUAUAAUAAUAAUAAAGUAAACAAACUUAGUUUUAGAAACUAUCGGGACACUAAAUAAUCAAAAUGUUAAGCAUCCUGACAUCUAGUAUGGAGCUAAUCGUCCCUUCUGACACCAUUUGUAGUUCAGAGUAGAAUUUGGUCUCGAUGUGUCCAUUCCUUUGACAGCCAUUUUAACAACUAAUUACUAAUCAAAAACACAAUCACACAAAAUAAAAACCUAAAGUAUUGCACUAGAAAAAGGAAAGUGAAAAUGAAACACUACUCUCAUGUCCUAUAUUGAAAAUAGGAGAGACUGAGAAAAAAAAAAUGUUUGCACACAAUCUUUAAACGUGAACAUGGACAUAGACACACUAAAGUUAAUGUUGGAUGUAAGUCAACAGUCAUAGUGGACAGUAUCCCAUUUUAGGCUGAAGUAGGAGUACACGCUAUGAUCUAGACAAAAACUACCUAUGGAGUCUGUCCAAUUAAAAAUAACCUAAUUCAGGCCUUAUACUCGCCCUUAGUGCCAAUUGAAAGCCGACUGUAAUGCCAGCCCUAACACACAUACAUAAACACACAGACACACACACUUAAUUUCACUGCCAUGUCUCUGAGCUGCUGCCAAGAAAUAGUCACAUUUUUAUAUUUCUUUCCUGCUUUACAUUCCAAAUCAGAAACCAUUGCAAUGCCUUACAAUCUCAAGAAACAUUUUAGGACAUCAGUUUAUAUUCAAGCUUAUUAUGUUGUCGUUGAAGUUCACACAGCAUCUUGCAAAAGAAAAGCGUUUGUCCUAUCAGCAAGAGUUCAAUUCCCAACAAUUCUACAGCCAUCCAGAUCCCUUCUGUGCACUUCUGCAUGUUUUCAACCGCCCUGUGGUGUAAACAUGAGUGGCAUUUCAUGACAGCAUGUGAUAUGAAGCCUUAACCCUAUCUGGUUGGUAGCUGUUAAUCUACAGGGUUAAACUAGGUAGUGGUUGGAAACUGACAAAAUGAGAAAAUUGGAGGAAAUGGAAUAAAAAUCAUUCUCCCACCACUCAAAAUGAAGUGCUGAACACUACAAAUAGAGAGUUCUUUCGAUACAGCAUUUGUGACUGGAACCAGGGGUCACAAUAUCUAUAUUCCUUACUUUUUUCCUUCCUUAUUAGUACCUUAUUACUAACUGCCUACUUUCAUAGGUUUGAUUUACAUUAUAAGCAGCCAAUCGCAUCAACCCACCACACACAAUUUCCAACAAAACUGGUGUACAAUUGUUUUUACACAGAAAAGAUUGCAGAAGAUUCUAACGAGAGAACCUAUAUGGUGGAGAAUCAGACGCUUCAAAUGUGUCAAACGUCUGGUUCCUGUCACUACUAUUGUGAACAAUUAUUAUAUGAUUAAGUACAAGUUUCUCAAGAAUGCUAUGAUUUUUUUUUUUUAAUCAAAACCACUGGAUAGACUCAGCGGGGAUAUCUGCUUUAACGGCUAGUCGAGACACCCCAUCCUCUUUGUACUGUUUACUCUCCCAGACGGCUGUGUUCCAAGAACGCAAGGCCACACUGUGGAGCAAAAGAGUGUUAUAGCUGUGUGCAGAAGAAGAGGGGUAUGUCAUGGCCAUUAACAUCAGACAUUGCUUCAUCGGCUAUGUUCACAUCCUGUUUAGUGAUUCACGACAUUUAUUAAAGGCAGAAAGCUCAGAGCAUGGCCUCAGACUCUCUCACACACUCUUACACAGACACACACACACACACACACACCUUCCACUGACUGAUUUAAAGGGAAGCCUUGGUUUUAAUGCAGGGCAAUCCUUUUCUGCCUUCACAUAAUCGUGCUGAAAUUGUCAUAAAUCAGCUUGUUUUACCGUCAAUUUUAUUUUUAGUGGCAUUAUUCGAAUCACCGAUCUCACAAAAUAACUGGACUGCCUGAUUCUGUGUCUCACUGCAGGGAAGCGUGGUUGCCGAAAGGCGGCCAUGUCAUCAGCGUAGUAGAGGACUAGCAUUGCUAAAAUGAGAAUUAAUGAUGGCGAUGGACUUUUCUUUUCUAAUCAAUGGAAGUGCCUCUGUAUUCCCAUUAUGCAAUUUGUUAAACAUGAAUUCAGGUUAUUUUCUCACAUAUAAGCUAUAGAGGAAGAAAUUUUUAUGUCUGGAGCAAAACAAGUGGCAAGUGACAGCUCACUAAUUACAGACAUCUUUAUAUAUACAGGAGAUAUCCAUAUAUAUUUAUAUAAACAUUUUUUUUUUGUUCACAUAAUAAGCUCAGUGGCAGUCUAGUUAUUUUCUGAAGUAUGGCAGCAUUUCGAUUAAUAAAAUGAGUUUUUUUUUUUUAAGUAGUACCAGUCUCAAAACCCAGUUUAUACACUCAACAUAGGAAAAGCCCAACAAGAAAAGUCCCUGAAAAAUUAAAAAAAAAAAAAAAAAAAUAGAAAAUGUAUUUCUAUAGUAAACAGUAUCAGUAGUGUUGAGGAGAAAGAUGUGGCUUUUGAGUUCUUUUGUGUUUGGAUGGGAAGUAUUUGUAAUUGAAAAAUAAUGUAUGUUGAUUGAGCCAUGUGCAAUGCCUUGGGUAGAGAAAUGUGUUUGUCUGUUAGAUUGUUAGAGGGUGUGAUAGAAGAGGGGAAAAAUACCCUUCUGUUAUUGUUUCAAGUCCAAAUGGUCCGGGACUCUAAACUACAGGGCAGAGAGAAAAAAAAAAAGUCUUUGUAAGUUUUGGGAGUUUUUUAAUCUUUCUUUCUUUUUUUUAAUAGCCUUUUUUCCUUUUUUUAAUGUUUAUUUGUAAUGAUUUGUGCUCAAAACUUGGGAGGGCUGAAGAAACAGUUUUGCAACACAUCAAAAAAUAUAUAUAUCACUAAAUGAAACUGGUGCUUUUUAUGGAAUACAGUACAUUCAAACUCUAUUAUACAUAAAUAAAAAACAAGUAAGUGUUAUCAUAACGCAAAAAUUUUAGGAAAAAACAUGCAUACUCUAUUUCUUGUUUAGAAUUUAAAGGGGGAGGGGUUCAUUUUAGUCGGAAAAAAAAAAGAAAAAAAAAUAAGCAUUUUUCUCCCAAAGGAGGGUCUAGUCACAGAGGAUGGAUAAAAUCCAGAGCAUUGACAAAUACACGCAAAGUCCUAAGAAGGAAAAUAAAAAAAAAAAAAAAAAAAAUGAAUUUAUUGUUUACAGUGUUAAGAUGAGACAGAAGAAAUUGCACUAUGUAUUCGGCAGCCAUAAUAACACACUUUACUAACCAUUACAACACAUAGUCGAUUCUGUUCUAGACUUUAUCCUGCGAGAAGCUCAGUGCAUCGAUGGUGUUUUUGUACAUGGAGAUUUAAAUCAGAUCCAGACUGAAUGACAAGAUCUUCCCUUUUCUUGGGAGGUGCUUCUCAUUGACAUGAUCGCACUUGAAAAAUAACAGAAAUGAGACCUUUUUAUCAGUAGCUGUUGUUUAUUAUUAUUAUCAGCCUCCCUUCUUAUGAUCAGUAUUCGUGCGAGCCGAACGUUAUUUUAAUAAAUAGAGCUGAAAAUGUUACAAAGUGAACCCCACCCCCUCUCCUAAACCAACACCCCUUCCUGGUCCCAAUGUAAAUUACUCUAAACUCUAAAUAUUUGUUUUGUGAUGUAGUGUUAGACUCAGAGCAUCUUCAAGGUUGUCCCUAAAAAAGUGCCUUUGUUCACAGACUCCAUCUUGUAAUCCUCAGUGCCCGUUUCAGAAAAAAAACCCUUUCAACCCGCUUCUAUAUUCUCUCCUUCUUCAAGCUCUUCAAAGCAGUAUAUAUAGUACUAAAGGAAAUCGGUGUGACUUAGUUUCUCUUUUUAUUGUUGAUGCUAAAAUUGAGGAAAAAAAAAAAAAAGACAAAAAAGUCCUUCCUGUCUUGCUUUCCCUUCCUCUGUACUCCUUUCCUUGUCUUCUGCCUCUCUUGGACACUGGAAUAGUCUGUAGUUGCAUAACCAUCUUCUUUCUCGCCCUUCCCCAUUUUCAUUGAAUGGAGGGGUUUUUAAAAGAAAAAAAAAAGCAAAAACUUUUUGUCUGAGCAGAAUGCAGUUAGCUUACAUGUUAUUCUUGUCUGUAUGCUUCACAUUGUAUACCAUACCGAUCUCUUCAGCUUCUCCAUUGAACAGUUAAUGUAAGUGAACAAGUUACACCAGUGGGCUCUGGCGGGAUGUCAAUCAAAGGGUGUAUGAAAGGGAAAAGGUUCCAACAUGGAGCAGUUUAAUCAGAUUUUAGUGAAGAAACUGGUUGGCAUAGGAAGUCCUCUUAAUAUGUGGUGGAAGGAAUCUAGGCUGCUGGGUUACAAUAGGUUUGCGACUUGUUUUGAUUGUAUUUAUUUGUAUUAUUUUUUUAACCAUUUUUUUGUCAAUGUUGCGUAUUUAGGUGGUAUCAAUGCCACACUGAGAAUUGUUUUCAGAUGAUGCACCUUUGCAGUGGUUAUAUGAGACCAGCUAUUUAAACACAUGGAAGAAUAAUGGCCUGAAAUUACUAAGCACCUUAUUACGGAAUGGGUACAGCACAAUGGAUGAGAGAAGGAUACAGAAAUACACACACAAAAAAACAACAACUAAAUUCCAGUUUAAUCUGCAAUUACGAGCCAAUCCCCUCAGACCAAACUGACAAGCUGCAUGCCAUCCACCCUGAACUGUAGUGAAUUAAGAUGCCUUGAAAAUCAUUAAACACACCAGCAAAGGAAUAAUCUCAGGCCUAACAAAUCACAGCCUGAUUAUUGUCCCACGUAAAUAUGCAAACUUUUCCUAAGUACACGAAGCCAGCAACAGUAUCAGCCAUGAUUACAAGAGAUGAGAUCAGAAGAGAAAAAAAAGCCAUAACGUUGUGGACAGAACUUUCCCAGGCCCUUGUCCCUUCCUGGCGCUGACCAUCCAUUACCUUUAGGGGUUGUGUUUUUUGGUAGAUUGUAUAGGGUUUUUGGGAUAAGUGAUAAGCUUAGAGUAGAUCGAUUUCCCAGCAGCCUUUACCCUGGCCAGUAGCUUCUUCACUAACCCUAAAAAGCUAUUGCCCUCCUUAUAGACAUGCCCUCCAGAGCUCAUGGUGAAAUGCAUGUGUUAAUUACGAUUUCUUUUCCAUAAUAAGAAAAACAGUUUGAAAAGAACAGCACCUUUAACUGAUUGAAAUAAAAGGAUGUUCUUGACUGUAA
Molecule: messenger RNA, 7729 nt
Organism: Tachysurus vachellii
Lineage: Eukaryota; Metazoa; Chordata; Actinopteri; Siluriformes; Bagridae
Gene: nfixb
Product: nuclear factor I/Xb
Exons: 12
Coding region: 766-2214 (482 amino acids)
Biological process (GO): regulation of transcription by RNA polymerase II
Cellular component (GO): nucleus
Molecular function (GO): RNA polymerase II cis-regulatory region sequence-specific DNA binding; DNA-binding transcription factor activity, RNA polymerase II-specific
Source: RefSeq, a predicted model, not a curated record